CAUUACAAUGCGUGGUGGGCUGGACGAUCGUGCGCGGAGAAAUGCUACAGCGCUACGCGUAAAACAAACACACACGGAGGGUGCGAAUGACACAUCCAGGCUUCACUUAUUUAGCAGCACAAUAACGCGCUCAGAGGGAUAAACAGCGACGGAAGGAGCCGCCGCGGAGGGGAAUCAUGCACAUGUGUGAGGAUUUCAUUCAACAAUCACAAUCAUUUCUCGACAAGCCGGAGGAGACGCGUUUAAAUGCCGAGCUGGUUUAUUAGAGGCACAGAGGGUGAAAAAAAAGAUCUGCAGCAUGCAACAUAUUCUUUAUGUCAGGAAUCGGCGCCAGACAAGGACUUCUGCUUGAGCUCCGCGUUUUGUUUGGCGAGAAAAACCCUUUCCGAUACGUUCUGCGCAAAGAUUGAGGAUGUUGUGGCCGCGAGAGGACGUUUCGUAAUGAUAUAAAACUGAAAGGAAGGAAGGAUUUUUUCAAGCCUCCGUCUACAGUCGCCUGCUUGUCGUGUUCCUGGUGGUGGAGUGUGAGAAUAGUUUUUUUUUCUUGUCUUUUGACUCAUGAUUCGGGGUUAUAGUGGAAACCCAGCUCGACUUUGUCCGCCCUGCCACGGAGGAGCACCGGGGGGCUCUUUCUUUCUUUUUUCUUUUUUUAAAUUUAUUAUCAUUUUUUUUCUUCUUUUCUGUCUUUUUUUUCAUCCAGCGACCCCUUCGUCUGCGGUCAGUUUAAUUCAAGAGCAACAGAGGGAUUAAACAUUCCUGCUCGCAGCGCCUGUUUGUGCGAGACAGACUGGGUUACAUUGUGAGAGGAACGGUUGUGGCAAGAAAGAAAAGGCUAUAAAUAGCGCAUGCAAUUCUCGAAAACUAUCACAAGUGGUGCAUCAGCUUGUGGAGCAGACGGAAUCAUCAGAUAUCCUGCGCGUCUCUCGGCUUCGAGUUGAUUUAUUUGUUUUUCGCACGUAUUUUCCAAAACAAAAAGGAAAAAAAGUUUGGACACUUAAUUGCACAUUUUUCUUUGGAGAGGGAGGUGGGGGGGAGUCGUUCUUUUUGGGGGGGUGUUUCUCAUGGAUUUAAUGUUGAAACUGUGUUGGAUCUUCCACCGGAUUGAAAUGGAUUUCUGUGCACUGAUCAGAUUGGGAUUGACCUGGAUUGGAACAAUGUUGUGAUCCACAAGCACGGAUUCUCUCUGUUUUUUUCUACGGCAGCAACAUAUCCAGCUUUUAUGGAUGCAUAUUCUUUCUGAAUACGCCCAUUCUCUCUAGUCUAUUCUCCGGACCUCUGGUGGAGGUUAGAAAGCCCGCUUGUUUUGGAACACAUUUGUCAGCCCUCCCUGCUCCGGUGUUUGAUACCCCGAUGUAGGAUUUCGACAUGCCCUGCUCUGACGACCCCAAAGGCGGACGAUUAUGACUACAACGGCGAAUUGGGUGGCUAACGGGGCAAGCCUUGAGGACUGCCACUCCAACAUCUUCUCUCUGGCCGAGUUGACGGGCAUUAAAUGGCGUUGCUACAGCUUCCGUGGCGGCGGUGAGUACGGGCCUGUGAUCUCAGCCCCGGCUCAGGACGACCCGGUUCUGCGCAGCUUCAUGCGCUGUGUGCAGGCCAACCUGCUGUGCGUAUGGCGACGCAAAAUCAAACCCGACGCCAAGGAGCUGUGGAUCUUCUGGUGGGGUGAAGAGCCCAACCUCUGUGAUGUCAUUCAUCAUGAGCUGGAAGUGGCUGAGGAGGGACUUUGGGAGUGUGGGCUGUCCUAUGAGUGCAGGACCCUGCUUUUCAAGGCCAUACACAACCUGCUGGAAAGAUGUUUGAUGGAUAAAGGCUUUGUGCGGAUCGGGAAAUGGUUCUUCAAGCCCCACGAACUGGAAGGAAAGUCUCUGGGCAACAGUGAACACCUAUCAUGUUCCUUCUCCUUCUUCCUCCACGGGGAGAGCAAUGUGUGCACGAGCGUGGAGAUCGCCCAGCACCAGCCUGCGUACCACAUCACAGAACACCACAUCCGCCUCGCACAGACCUCCAUCACACCGGUGCAAGUGGUCCUGAGUCCGUACGGCCUGAGCGGCACACUAACAGGUCAGGCCUACAAGAUGAGUGACCCGGCAGCACGGAAGCUGAUGGAGGAGUGGAGCUACUUUUACCCGAUGGUACUUCAGCAGAAAGAGGGAAGUGGAGAGAAGGAAAAUGAAGAAGCAGGCCAAGCCUAUGAUCGCAACUGCCACGUGGCAGUGGAGGUCAUCGUAGGGGGAGUAAGGAUGACCUACCCAGCUGCUUUUGUGCUGAUCGCCCAAGGGGACCUACCAGUGGAGCAGCCUCCACCUGUUCCUGCAGCUCAGGGCCUCAACAAAGAGCCGAACCACUGCAGUGUGCCGCUGACACCGCCGACGUCACCAGAGCAGCCCUGCUCGGCGGACAGCGGCUUUGUGACCUCGGUCUCCAGCGUCCCCACACCAGACAGCAGCAUGGGAAUCACCAGCAUCAGCCCAAAGCAUUCUGGGAAGAAGCUGACUUGUCAGGUGGUUCAUCAAGCCUGGAGAGAGUGUUAUCUAAACCAGCCUCAGCAUGUACCGAAUCAGCCGACUGAUGUGACGCCCAGGAAGGAAGUGCCAAAUGGAGUUGCCACGUGGGACUUCAAUGAUCUGGGAGCGAGAGCGCCCUGCAGCUGCUCCAGGCUAAAGCAGCAGAAGCUGAACCUGACCACCACGUCCACCGUCAACCCCCAGACUAGUGCCAACCCCACUCAGUCUUCUGGCCUAUCGUUGUACCCUCCCUCCCUGCCCAAACACAAGACCAGUGAGAAGACAGAAAAGGCUGACAAACAAUCCAAGAGGCCAGCUGUGAUUCCCUUCCACCAUCGUCUGUCACUCACACGGGAGACGCCUCUGGAACAGGAUUCACCAGGAGGGCCACAGCUCGGCGGCCUUGUGGCACUGGAGCCACCCAUGGAGCCUUUGGCUGCUCUGCCACCCUGCAAGUACUCCAAAACCCUCUCCAAUGGCAGAAAAGCCCCCGAGUCCCUUCUCCAUUCACCUAUGUCUCCACUUCCACCCACUCUCAGCCCACAUCCUCGGGUACAGGACCCGGAGGUUCUGGAUGGACCUGUGGACAUGCCUGUUUGUCCAGAUGGAGCUCCAGGGCUGGGGAUGAUUACCAGUGAGACUGCUGUGUAUACAGCUCUGCUGAGGCAGAGGGAGAACGGGGCUGGCUGGUGGAGAGGCUUCAGGACUCCCAGGACUGAUAAGACUGACUUCAGACCUCCUGACCUCCCUGCUGAUAAACUAGAGGAAGUAAAGACAGAGAUAACCACUGAGGGAGCUCCUCUAAAGAGACUCUACACACAGACUCUCAAGAGAUUUAAGAUCUCAGAAGAGAGGAUGAGAGACCACAUCCACACUUUAGGUCUGUUCCAGCAGCCGGGUGUGGAGGCACUGCGUGAGAGUGGGGAUGAUCCCUACGACUUUAAGGAGGGAGACAUCGAGUACACUUUCUCCACUUCCAAGAGAUUAAAGGGUCAAGGGAGAGAACCCAGCAAGAAGGCCAAGGGAGAAGAAAUCACCAGUAACGGUGCACUACCUGAUGGAAAAGAUGCUAUGUCCAUUUUUAACUCGGCUCCAAAAUCAGAUGAAUCAGGUCAAGAUGAUGGAGCUGCAAAAGCCAACCCGUCUCUGACCAGAGAGAAAGAUCUAGUGGUGAACAUCUCGGAUCUGGACAACAUAUUUGAUGAAGAUGAAGAAGAGUUGGGGACUGUUUAUCCAAACCAGCACUCAACCAAGGUACCAGUGUCAACAGAAGAUCGCCCUCUUGGGAAAGAAGGGAGAGUUGCAGUACCAUAUCCAUCGACAGUAGCAGAUCUCCAGCGGAUGUUUCCCACCCCGCCUUCUCUAGAGCAGCACCCAGCCUUUUCUCCCAUCAUGACGUAUCGCGACACCCCGAGUCAGGAGCCCCCUGCACCCAGCGGAACGGCUGACCACCUGCCAUCAUUCGCCUCCAACCAGCUCAAUGAAUACAGGAUGGAGAUGGAGGAGGGGAUGCUCAGCCCCAGGCAGGAUGACAUCAAGCCACAGAUGGGCUCCUCCAUGUUUGCUCCACUGUCCUGCCUGCCCAGUCAGAGUCUACCACCCCUUAAGAUUCCUGAACAGUGUUACUACCGCCCUUCCUGGGCCCUCAUGCCCAAAAUGGAGCAUUUCCCUACAGUCAUGCAUCCCCAGAAUUCCGCUUUCACCAAGGAUGGAUACACAAACGUUCCCAGUGUCAACACCCUCACAGACCAGGAGUAUGGCCAGAUGAGCGCCACCACUGCAUCUGUCAGCACCACUAUUGGCAUCCUCCCAUCUCCUGCCACACCACGCUUCUCUGUGCCCACGCCACGGACCCCACGUACGCCACGGGGCAUGAAUGCUGCAAGCUCUGGGCAAGGUUCAGUGAAGCAGGAUGGCACUGAGCUUAGCUCACCGGUGUCUACGCCCUCCACCAGCUUGCCUCUUAGCUCUGUAGAGCCCAUGGCUCGGCCAGGACCGUCCCUGCCUGAGGCCCACAGCCUGUACGCUAUCCUUCUGCUCUCAGACUCCGUCCUUAGUGUCUUCAAGGAUCGCAACUUUGACAGCUGCUGCAUCUGUGCCUGCAAUAUGAAUGUCAAAGGGGCAGAUGUGGGGGUUUACAUCCCAGAUUCCACUUGUGAAGAUCAGUACCGCUGUAUGUGUGGCUUCAGUGCCAUUGUGAACAGGCGGCUGGCCCACGGCACAGGUCUCUUCCUGGAGGACGAGCUGGAUAUAUAUGGUCGGACUUCUGAAGUAGGCAGAGCGGCUGAGAGGCGGUUGGCUCUUUGCCGACGGGACCCAACUAUGGGGGAUUCCAGGGCCAAGCGUCCGCAGGAUGCUGCCCCUGCCUCUCCGCCCGUCAUGGUCGUUCUGCAGGAGCAGUGCUCUCAGCCUAUUUCGUCCCUGGCAUCACUUCAUGUCCCCCUCAGCUGUUCCUGUCAUGGCCGCAAGGGGGCACUCCUCCAAAGCUGGAUGUCUGAAAAGCAAUGGGCAGAUGGGAGUGAUGCCUGCGUGGAGUGUUACAACGCUUUGGAGCAGGGGCUGCAGUAUGUGGACAACCCCACAGGAGGGAAAGUUGAUCUAGCUGUUGUCAGAAGUACUGCGCUUCAUUCCUGGCCUCACACUAAUGUGGUGGAUAUGAGCAUGUUGUCAUCACAGGAUAUGGUUCGUAUGCUGCUGUCUUUGCAGCCUUUCCUGCAGGAUGCCAUCCAAAAGAAGAGAACAGGGCGGACCUGGGAAAACAUACAGCACGUUCAGGGUCCGCUCACCUGGCAGCAGUUUCACAAGAUGGCUGGAAGAGGCUCCUACGGUUCGGAGGAGUCACCAGAACCCUUGCCCAUCCCUACAGUAUUACUAGGUUAUGACCGGGAGCGGGACUUCUUGGCACUGUCCCCCUUGGCGUUGCCUUUCUGGGAAAAGCUGCUGCUGGAACCUUAUGGGGGGCAGCGGGAUGUCGCCUAUGUGGUGGUCUGCCCUAAUAGCCCCUCUUUACUGGCUGCAGCCCGGGCCUUCUUCCAGGAGCUCAGCGCUGUUUACGAGACGUGCCGCCUUGGUAAGCAUCGCCCUCUGGCCAAGGUGUCCAGAGAUGGACUGGUGCGUGUGGGGGCGGAAGUGGAGCCAGAAAAGCUGGAGGAGCUGGAUGUUGACCAGUGGUUGACUGGACCCUGGGCUGGACAGCAGCACACUGAUAACCUCAGCAAACUUAAACUCUAUGCUUAUGCCUGCAGGCAGCAGCUAGGCCCCCAGCUCUCAGCCCUGCCUUUGGACAGCAGUCUCCUGUUGCCCCCGAAGGUCCAGCCUCCUGUAAACAACACAUCCUCAGCUCAGACUGCCUCCUCUGGGCAGCCUCAAGCUUGGGCUGCUGAUGGAGAACAACCUUCAGGUGCCGUCAGUGCAGCAAAUGCUUCGACCCCGACUGGUGCAUCCUCAGGCCAGACAGGGGAGGCCGCCCAGGGAGGAACCAGCGAUUCAAAAGGGCCUCCUAGUGCUACGCCACCAGCCAACACACCAGCAGAAAACCCUGAACUCCUGGCCGAGCAGUCCAGAAUUGGCAUCCCCACUGUAGCCGACUCGAUGGACAGCCACGCCAACCCACCAGCUAUUGUUAUUUACAUUGUGGAUGCUUUUCUGAGCUCGAGUGGAGCGAGAAAUGAAGGCGGAGAGGAGGAAGAGGGCGACGAGGUAGAGUCAGGUACUGUUUGGCUACUGGGACUUCUUCGCUGCUACACAGAGAUGCUCCAGACUUUGCCUGAGACGAUGAGACCUGCACUGGUGCUGCAGGUGGUGCCGUGCCAGUAUCUCCUCCAGCCAGCUAGUGGAGAGAGCCAUUUGUAUCUGCAACACCUUCGCUCCCUGGCUUUCUCUUGUUACUCCCAGUGCAGACGUCUACUACCCCAGCAAACACAUAUCAAAUCCCUGACUGGCUUUGGCCCUGUGUCCACUGUCAAUUCAGUACUUAAGAGUCCAGAGCAUCCGAGCCCACUGCAGCUGUACUCCCCACCGUUUAUCCUUGGUCCGACUCGUCCCAAGCAGCCAGAACCAGGAGAGAUAUGGGCCGAGCUCCCUCCCAAAUACAAUGUGCUCUUUGUAGGAUAUUGCCUGUCGCAUGACCAGCGCUGGAUCUUGGUGUCCUGCACUGACCAGCAGGGAGAGCUCCUGGAGACCUGCAUUAUCAACAUUGAUGUGCCCAACAGAGCACGGCGUCCCAAGGUAUCAGCCAGGAAGAUGGGACUACAGAAGCUGUGGGAGUGGUGUAUUGGCAUCAUUCAGAUGACCUCACUGCCGUGGAGGAUUGUUAUUGGUCGAUUAGGCAGACUGGGCCAUGGGGAGUUGAAAGACUGGAGUUCCCUCCUCGGGGAGCACUCCCUCCAUUCAAUAGGACGCCAGUUGAGGGAGGCUUGUCGUUUGUGUGGGAUCUCAGCUGCUGACUCUCCCAGCAUCCUCAGUGCCUGCCUGGUAGCCAUGGAGCCACAGGGCUCCUUUGUGAUCAUGCCUGAUGCAGUGACGAUGGGCUCAGUGUUUGGCCGCAGUACUGCUUUAAACCUGCAGACUUCACAGCUCAACACACCUCAGGAUGCUUCCUGUACACACAUUCUAGUCUUCCCAACUUCUGCCACUACCCAGCUGGCACCCAGCUCCUACCCAACGGAGGACAAUAAUGACGACAUGUUCGAUCUUCCCUUUCCUGAUGAACUGGAGAAUGACAUUGGCCAUGACAUGAUGCUGAUCACAGGGAACCUUCACCCUUCCCCGAACACUUCUCCUGUGCCCUCGCCUGGCUCUCCGUCCGGGAUGGGAAUGGGAUCGCAUUUCCAGCACACCAGGAGCCAGGGAGAGCGCUUGUUGUCCAGGGACAAUCCCCCAGAGGAGCUGAAGCAGCAGCCGCUGGCUCUGGGCUACUACGUCUCCACUGCACAAGCCAACGGACUUCCUCACUGGUUCUGGGCGUCCUGCCCUCAGGCUGAGAGCCAGUGUCCACUCUUCCUCAAGGCCUCUCUCCACCACCACAUCUCCAUAGCACAGUCAGAUGAGAUGGUGUCAGAAAAGACUAAGAGGACCCCUCACCCCUUAGACUCAAAGACCACCUCUGAUGUGCUCAGGUUUGUGUUGGAGCAGUACAAUGCCCUCUCUUGGCUGACGUGCACCCCUGCCACCCAAGACCGCCAGUCCUGCCUGCCGGUCCACCUGGCUGUGCUGAUCCAGAUGUACAAUGCCAUCCUGAACAUGCUUUAGCCGUGUGAGACUUCAAGGACAGCUCUACUGACGGACUGAUGGUUUCCUUCUUUUCUUCUGUGCCUAUGUCUCUUUCUGACCACCAGAGAGCACCAGAGCUCUUCUGUUGUUUCAGGUAGACACGGAUUUAAUGGCCAAAUAAAGGACAGGGCAAGUCAGGCUAUCCCAUGUCUGGAAUGUAACGAAUAAGAAGAGUGAAAUGCUCUGAACAAUAAUGUCGGUCAACCGUGAAAACCCAGCGCAGUUAUGACCCCUUCAGAACUGGUUCUGUGCCCGUUCUGGUGCUUCCAUGGAAGGAAAUGGACGUAUCUAUCCAACCACGCCCGUCAGAAUAGCAUUAGGUCCCACGUGGGCAGCAUCUCUUAGUGGCAUUUGAAGCGUCUGUGGAUGGCAUUUACAGGGAAGCUCUGUGUGGUUCUUCUGACACUCUCUAAAGGGACAUCUGUGCCGGGCCACAUAACUCCAUAUUGUACAACCAGCAAAAAGGCAUGACACGGCUUUGUUACAUGGAUGGUGUUUUUACAUUUUUUUUUGUAUAGAACUGCACUGUUGAGCUUCUUGGGACUUUGCGGUCGGUUGCUAAAACUUUUACCUUUACUCCAAGAGGGGCAACCGUCCUCCCUCCCUCCCACUCCAAAAGGGGGAGCGUUUGAUAAUGGCACUUUUUUUCCUCACCUUCCAAAGUGUUGUAGAUACGAACACAAUGGAAAGCAUUUUACCAGUUACGACAGAAGUGUUGUUUAUAAUGUAAGGCAUACAUUUACAAAGAACUGAGACUUAUUUUUAAUAUUUAAAACGAGAAAAAUGAGAAACUUAAACAAGGCCUUUUUUCCCCCCCAAUUGACUAUUAAUUGUCUUGGGAUCCGAAAUAAAAUUUGUCAUUUUAAUGCAAUUGUAAAGAUGCCAUAUUUAUACAAAUUAUAUCAUGUCAUAGAAUUUGAUAUAUGAAUAAAUAUAUAUAUGUAUAUACAUAAAUAUAUAUUACCUCUCCAAGCAGGCACUUAAUGAUAAGGGGGAUGGCCACCGCUGCCAUCUCUUUAGAAGUGGACACAUUAUGAACAUUUAUCAAAGAAGAUGCAUUUUAGCUCCUUUUUAUUUUCUACAGAUACUGAACAUUUUACCUUUUUAUUUAAUGAGUUAAAUUAAAUCGAUGCAGGAGAUACAGUAUACUGUAUAUUUAUAAAGUGUUCCUAUUCUCCUAAAAAAAAAAAAAAAAAACUUGAAAUGGGCAAUAAAAGACCAUAGUAUUGCGAGGUUAUUAAAUAUUUAAGAAUGAUGCUUUAUUUCAUUGGCUCUCCUAAAUGAUGUCAAGCAAACCAUCAGAAAGGCCUGUCUUCCCUCAGUCUGCUCUUCGUUAGAUUCCGAGCAUGUUUGUAUAUACACUUUUCAGCUGUGUUUUUUGGAGUUUCUUAAAGCUGUACAUUUCAUGCUGGUUGGUUUAUUUUCAAGUAAUUCAUAUCAAAGUAUUUUUUUUGUCGUCGUUGUUGUUUUGAGCUUUUUGAUAUACAGUAUACAGUGCAGAACUCAUUUAAUUACAGCCAAGAGGUUUAAAUUGCCAAGUAAGUAUACACAAAUGUACAGACAAGGGCAAGUUUGCAAAAAUUUGUUACAUCUGUCAUCACUUUGAAUAUCAAACAGAUCCGCUUUAGUGGGAGAGAUCUGUUACUUUUACACUUUUUUUUAGUAAAUUAUUAAAACUCUUGAAAAUGA
Amphiprion ocellaris (clown anemonefish) is the source of this 9467-nucleotide messenger RNA. RefSeq names its product mediator complex subunit 13L. Gene Ontology annotation, biological process: regulation of transcription by RNA polymerase II. NCBI's taxonomy places the organism in Eukaryota, Metazoa, Chordata, Actinopteri, Pomacentridae. Bases 1401 to 7757 code for a protein of 2118 amino acids. Gene Ontology annotation, molecular function: transcription coregulator activity. Gene Ontology annotation, cellular component: mediator complex. The transcript is spliced from 31 exons. The record is from RefSeq and is a predicted model, not a curated record.